Molecule: messenger RNA, 862 nt
Organism: Brassica napus (rape)
Lineage: Eukaryota; Viridiplantae; Streptophyta; Magnoliopsida; Brassicales; Brassicaceae
Product: protein LIGHT-DEPENDENT SHORT HYPOCOTYLS 6-like
Exons: 1
Coding region: 190-687 (165 amino acids)
Biological process (GO): mRNA transcription; response to light stimulus
Cellular component (GO): nucleus
Source: RefSeq, a predicted model, not a curated record
AGGGACAUUAGCCACGUGAAUUCAACGUUCCUAAAUUUCUACUCUUCUGUCUCUUCUCUUACAUAACUCUCUUUCCCACCAUCUAGAUUCUAAACAAAAAAAAAACUCCACACUCUUUCUCUCUUUCUUUUAAAAACAUCUCUAAAUAAAAACACUCACAAGAACGUACUAAAUAAGUAGUAAAACUCCAUGGAACCAGUCACUUAUGGGUCAUGCAGACCCGACCCAAAACCCUCAACCGCGUCAGCACCACCACCAAGCCGUUACGAGUCACAGAAACGCCGCGACUGGAACACGUUUCUACAAUACCUAAGAAACCACAAACCCCCUCUAACGCUAACGCUGUGCAGCGGGGCUCACGUGCUCGAGUUCCUCAAGUACCUAGACCAAUUCGGAAAAACCAAAGUCCACGUGACAACAUGUUUUUUCUUUGGCCACUCGGACCCAACAUCUCCUUGCGCUUGUCCGCACAAACAAGCUUGGGGAUCUCUCGACUCUUUGAUCGGACGACUUAGAGCCGCUUACGAGGAAAACGGUGGACGGCCGGAAACGAACCCGUUUGCUGCACGCGCUGUUAGGAUUUACCUUAGGGAAGUCAAAGGGAGUCAAGCUAAGGCUCGUGGAAUUACUUAUCAGAAAAAGAGACGGCAGCCUACCGUUACCACUGUCAGACUGGAUGUGGUUUAAACGAGUGGAAUCGUCUUCGAAGACGGGAGUAAUGGAGAUUAUCCGGCUGCCUCCGGAGCCUUACUUCCAUAGGUUUAUAUAAUAAUCAUACAUAUUUUGCUUAUUUUUCCCCAUAUACAUAUGUUGUAUAAAAUCAUCUCUCUUUAUUAAGGAAACCUAUACUAUUUUCACUGUA